CCGAGUUGGAGCCCAAGUAUUAAUACCAGCUCUUCAUCUUCAUGGUCCUGUCCUUGUUGUGGGGAUUCUCACCUUCCCUCCAAAGACACACAAAUCACAAGUCCGAGGGCUGAGGUUGCUAUUCGAAUAGGCGGACGAGGGGAAUCUGUGAUCUCAAUCCAUGAAUUCCAGAAGGGAUUACCGUGGCAAUAGAAUUGCCCUUUUUGAUGGCAUUGAGGAGGGUGGUAUCAGGGCCUCAUCUUCCUACUCCUCCCAUGAAAUAGAUGAGCAUGAUAAUGAAAGAGCAGUGGAUGGACUGCAAGAUAGAGUUAAUCUGCUGAAGCGAUUGACAGGUGAUAUACAUGAGGAGGUUGAGAGUCAUAACCGCAUGCUGGAUCGAGUGGGCAAUGAUAUGGACGCUUCAAGGGGAAUCCUAUCAGGAACUAUGGAUCGAUUUAAAAUGGUAUUUGAGACAAGAUCAAGCCGGAGGAUGUUUACACUUGUGGCAUCAUUCGUGGUUAUUUUUCUAAUCAUAUACUAUCUCACUAGGUGAAAAACCUAUGGUGGAUGUGAUACAGCUGCUAGCUUUCUGUUAGAACUGGGGAGACUUUUCCAUCUGUUUUUACUGCAUGUAAGAUACUCCGAUUUGAGAGAGUUUGUGUAAAAAAACUGUUUCAAUGUAUUAGAUGGGUAUUGGAUGCAUCAUGCACAAAGCAGGUAGUAGUUUACUAGUUUAUAUGCCAUUGGAGCAUACCUGCAGUUUGGACGGAAACAUCAUCCUCACCUUUCCGGUUUAUAACUUUUGGGUGUAUUUCUUUGGGCCAGUUAGGUCAUGCAGAGCCCAAAAGGGACAGGCCUUGUUCUAUUUACACCAGUUACCGGUUUGUUUGAGUUUAGUCGAAGUUAGAAUGGUGUGCACUCUGGGCUUACCCCUAGCCUGAUCUCAGCAAUUUGAUCCUCUUAAUUAUGUAUAUCAGUGGGGCUUACCAUUA
Molecule: messenger RNA, 971 nt
Organism: Vitis riparia (riverbank grape)
Lineage: Eukaryota; Viridiplantae; Streptophyta; Magnoliopsida; Vitales; Vitaceae
Product: bet1-like SNARE 1-1
Exons: 6
Coding region: 161-532 (123 amino acids)
Source: RefSeq, a predicted model, not a curated record